AAACAAGCAAUUGUGAUGGUUAGAGUCAGAGGCAAUACGAUACUACAUGCUGUAAAGCUUGUUCUUUUGCUUUCUGGAUGCAAUGCAAUCUGCAAUUCAUCUAUCCUAAUUCCUAAACUGGCAGCUUCCUAGUUGUCUAUGUUCAGCUGGAUUGCAAACUCCAUGGUUAAUUGGUCAUGCCUUACUACUGCACCUACUUCUUCACAGCAACCAACUUAUUCACAGCAGCAAACGGACUGGUAGGUCUGGCACUUGAAGGUUAGUUAGCUGCUACUGAAAAUUCAAAAGAGCUAUGAAUCUUUGGCAGGUCUAUAAAUGCCUUGGUCCAUUAUGAAUUAUGUUGAGCAAAGCACUUAAGGGGAGGAGACAAUGGCGGAAACAAGCAGUGCACGGUCGCCAUUGCUGGACGUCGAUGAGUCUUCGGGUGCGUCGGAGGAGCUGCUGCGCCGGGAGCCCGUGCCGCGGAGCGUUCUGUCGCGGCUGGCGGCAUGGGAGGCCGGCAACCUGUGGCGCAUCUCGUGGGCGUCCAUCCUCAUCACGCUCCUCAGCUUCACUCUCAGCCUCGUCACCCAGAUGUUCGUCGGCCACCUCGGUGAGCUCGAGCUCGCCGGCGCCUCCAUCACCAACAUUGGCAUUCAGGGCCUAGCCUAUGGCAUCAUGAUUGGCAUGGCGAGCGCGGUGCAGACGGUGUGCGGCCAGGCGUACGGCGCCAGGAAGUUCAGGGCCAUGGGCAUUGUGUGCCAGAGGGCGCUGGUGCUCCAGUUCGCGACAGCCAUCGUCAUCGCAUUCCUUUACUGGUACGCCGGCCCGUUCCUGCGGCUCAUUGGGCAGGCCGCGGAUGUGGCGGCAGCGGGGCAGCUGUACGCGCGCGGCCUGGUGCCUCAGCUGCUCGCGUUCGCGCUCUUCUGCCCGAUGCAGAGGUUCCUGCAGGCCCAGAACAUCGUCAACCCCGUUGCCUACAUCACCAUGGCCGUGCUGAUCUUCCACAUCCUCAUAUCGUGGCUGACCGUGUUCGUGCUCGGCUUUGGCCUCCUCGGCGCGGCACUGACGCUGAGCUUCUCUUGGUGGGUGCUCGUGGCAUUGACAUGGGGGCUCAUGGUCUGGACUCCGGCUUGUAAGGAGACGUGGACUGGAUUGUCCGUGCUCGCGUUCAGAGGCCUCUGGGGAUAUGCCAAGCUUGCCUUCGCGUCAGCCGUCAUGCUAGCGUUGGAGAUUUGGUAUGUGCAAGGAUUUGUGCUUCUUACUGGCUUCCUCCCCGACCCAGAGAUUGCACUUGAUUCGCUCUCUAUCUGCAUCAAUUACUGGAAUUGGGACUUCCAGAUCAUGCUUGGUUUAAGCUAUGCGGCCAGUAUUCGUGUCGGUAAUGAGCUUGGAGCUGGCCAUCCAAAUGUGGCAAGGUUCUCGGUCUUCGUGGUUAUCACAGCAAGCGUUGCCUUCAGCAUCCUGGCUACAAUUCUAGUCCUAGUUCUCAGGUAUCCCCUGAGCACGCUCUACACAAGCAGCACCACCGUGAUCGAGGCUGUCAUCAAACUGACACCGUUGCUGUCCAUCAGCAUCUUCUUGAAUGGAAUUCAGCCAAUCCUCUCAGGAGUGGCCGUUGGUAGUGGAUGGCAGGUGGUGGUUGCCUAUGUCAAUGUUGGUGCCUACUACCUGAUUGGGCUGCCAAUUGGAUGCGUCCUUGGAUACAAAACAAGCCUGGGGGCAGCUGGGAUCUGGUGGGGCUUGAUCAUAGGAGUAUCUGUGCAAACGGUAGCUCUGAUCAUCAUCACUGCCAGGACCAACUGGGACAAUGAGGUGAUGAAGGCGAUUCAGCGACUGCGGCAAACCGCCGUGGAUGAUGGCACGGUUCCCAUCGUCGACGACAUCGAGUGAUCUGCCUGAAUGGAACUGAACAGGAUUACAGGACUGAUCUAGAGCUCAGCUUGGCCAUCCUAGAAGCUCCAAGUUGGACAUGGCAAAGAUUUUCUUGGGUUGUUUACCCUUUCGGCUUCAGUUUAUGUAGCAUCUCAGUAACUCAGUUCCAAUUUGAUUAGUGGACGAGAAAAUUUGGUUUAGUUUCGUACAACUAAGAUGCUUUUGUAGUGUGUUCUUGCUCCGAAUUGGUAUUCAUGAAUAUUUUCCUAUUCCUGAAAGCAAAUCAAAUUCCA
This is a messenger RNA of Oryza sativa Japonica Group (Japanese rice), 2147 nucleotides long. Its product is annotated as protein DETOXIFICATION 41. Lineage: Eukaryota; Viridiplantae; Streptophyta; Magnoliopsida; Poales; Poaceae. Gene Ontology annotation, cellular component: vacuolar membrane. Gene Ontology annotation, molecular function: antiporter activity; xenobiotic transmembrane transporter activity. Gene Ontology annotation, biological process: xenobiotic detoxification by transmembrane export across the plasma membrane. The record is from RefSeq and is a predicted model, not a curated record.